Polistes canadensis is the source of this 1746-nucleotide messenger RNA. RefSeq names its product FERM domain-containing protein 8 (gene Bili). Bases 190 to 1548 code for a protein of 452 amino acids. Gene Ontology annotation, biological process: negative regulation of canonical Wnt signaling pathway. NCBI's taxonomy places the organism in Eukaryota, Metazoa, Arthropoda, Insecta, Hymenoptera, Vespidae. The record is from RefSeq and is a predicted model, not a curated record. Gene Ontology annotation, cellular component: cytoskeleton; plasma membrane. The transcript is spliced from 6 exons.
AGUUACAAUUGUUUAAUUGUUUCAAAUAAGUGUAAAAAUCUAAACCAUGUUAAAAAAAAUCAAAAUCUGUAUCACUCGUUGUAACAUUUAACAAUCGAUUGCAUAUUCUAUCUGUGAAUAUAAGGAUGGUAAACAUUUGAAGAAAACAAUUGUCUCAGUGAGAAGAUAAAAUAGAUUAUUUUCAAGAAUAUGGAAACGCAGGAGGAUUGUUCGAUUCGAAGAGGACAAUUGGUACAACGUUAUCCAAAUGAUUACAAGAAUGAUGGACAUACUCCACUUUCAAUGAUGAUGAGUCAAGCGCAGUAUAUGAACACUGGAAGAGCCACAGUGCGUAUCGCAGUUUAUCUAAUGACCGGAGUAUUCAUAACAAUGGAUGUCGAACAAAAUGCAACAGCGCAACAAAUAUUAACUAUAGUACAAACAGAAGCAGAAUUAGGAUUAGCAAGAGCUCCACCUUUGAUCGGACAGCCAGUAUUCGCUUUAUGGCUGUGCUCAUCGCAAUUAGAAAUUCAAUUGAGACCAAAUCACAAGCCAAUAGAAUUAGCUGCAAGAUGGAACCGUUUAGUUAACAAAUAUGGUUCAUCGAGAGACGAAACUGACGAGGAACCUAUAUUAUACUUUCGUAGGAAUGUGUUUCUCUCUAGAUAUGACGAAGAACAAAUAAAGGAAGCUAAAGUGUUAGAAUUAUUGUAUGCCGAAGCAAGACAUAAUGUAUUGCAAGGUAGAUAUCCAUGCGAAGGUCAAGCACGAUAUGCAAGUUUAGGAGCUUUACAAGCACGUAUCGAAAUAGGCCCUUAUAACUCACAAACGCAUACAUUGGCAUUUUUUAGAAGACACCGAGGAAGAUUUUUACCUCAUCAUUACACCUCACCGAGUCUUCUAUUAGGAUUAGGAUUUGGAUUAGGUUUGGUUGGAGGUAAAGGAGCACCAGAAGCAAGACUUCUAGAACAAUAUAAAAGAAUACCUAAUCAUAAUGGGACCAAUACAAAUCCACGAAAACUUAUUAGGAAGUAUCUUGAAUUCUGUUGGGGUUUACCCUGUUACGGUGCUGCAUUCUUUCAAGGACAAAUUGAACGUCCAGUAAGAGGACUCACAUCUUGGAUUACCAAUCGUGAUUUACAAGUUCUCAUUGCCAUUAACACUUCUGGAGUAUACAUCGUCGAUGAUAUGCAAUGUAGUCUUCUAUUGGGAUUGAAGUACUCGGAGUUGAGUUGGGAAAUGGCUAAACCUUCCAAUGAAAGAAACCCUGAUUGUUUACCAUGUUUGUUUUUACAAUUUCCUGUUAGAGAAAAUGGUGCACGUGUUUAUAAAAUUCUACAAGUAUUCUCGAGACAAGCAAUAAUGAUGGACACUUUAAUUUCUGGUUUCGCCGAAGAGAAUCGCAAUCACAGUUCUCACAACGAUGGUACAAAUAACGAACGUCAAUCGGAUCAUUCUACGACUACUUAUACUGGUACUUUUACAAAUAAACUCAGCAAAUUUACAUUGGCAACGUUCGACGACGAAGGUAGAUGCAUCGGACAAAUGGGGUCUUGGUCGUUCCAUUAAUUUUCACUUUGAACACAUAAUAAGUGCAACGAGUGAUACAUCAUUGUUUUUAUCUUAACAUUAUUAUUACUUGUUGAGAAUGGAAAGGCGCUCGUCUUGUUGUAAAAAUUCAACCAGCAUUUUGUAUCGUAAAGGAACUAAAUUCUUAUGACGAUCCAACUUCAUUUCCAACAAGUGGAGAUUAAAAUUGAUUUCGUU